Molecule: messenger RNA, 595 nt
Organism: Suillus bovinus
Lineage: Eukaryota; Fungi; Basidiomycota; Agaricomycetes; Boletales; Suillaceae
Exons: 3
Coding region: 160-564 (134 amino acids)
Source: RefSeq, a predicted model, not a curated record
UAUCCUGUCUCAUCCGACAGUGAUAGUGCAAUUUCUACUUCCUGGCCCUUGACGUUGGAUGAAAGCUGAUAUCUACCUCAUCAUGUAACUCGUCCGAGAGCACGUAGCUCACUGCAAUAUCAUCUACUCAUCUCUUCUCCCGUCUCAAAUUCGCUCCUAAUGAAGCCGUCAGUCUUACUUCGAGCGCUCCGGCUCAUUUUGCCGUCUUUCUACGCUCGACCUCUCACCUACGUACAUGGGCUACGCUGGGCUCAGCCACAAUGUAUAAGAGCUCUCAACUCCUCUUUACUGCGCGUUGUUGCCAACAAAAUGGACGUUCCAGGAAGACAACAGUGCGUAACUAUCUGUUCUGUUAGGGGAGUCGUAGAGGCGGGCGCAUCACCAGGUAAAAGUAAAAGUGACUCCUUCUGCUGCAUAGGUGCGUGUACUGUGCGUUUAUUACCGAUCAAAUACAUGAACCUCAGGCUGGGCCAUUCACUGUCACAACGGCUUGCUGAGCUCGCUUUGCCCCCACUACUGUCGCAACGGUUGUUCAGAAUAAAGAAAUAUUAUCUUCACGAUUGAGAAGUUCUAGUCAAAGGAUCAAAAGCACAAG